CGCGGCGCUCCGUCCGCCGUCCCUGCCCCGCGCACCUGAUCCCAAGAUGGCGGCGCCCAGCGGAAGAAGGAAUGGCGGCGGCGGCGGGAGCUUGUGGGCCGCGCUGCUCUUGGCGGCUGUUGCCCUGAGGCCGGCGGAGACGGUGUCCGAGCCCACGACGGUGGCCUUUGACGUGCGGCCCGGCGGCGUAGUUCAUUCUUUCUCCCAGAACGUGGGCCCUGGGAACAAAUAUACUUGUGUGUUCACCUAUGCAUCCCAAGGAGGGACGAAUGAGAAGUGGCAGAUGAGUUUGGGGACCAGUGAAGACCACCAGCACUUCACCUGCACCAUCUGGAGGCCCCAGGGCAAGUCCUACCUGUACUUCACGCAAUUCAAGGCAGAGGUGCGGGGCGCCGAGAUCGAAUAUGGCAUGGCCUACUCGAAAGCCGCUUUUGAAAGAGAGAGCGAAGUGCCCCUGAAAAGUGAGGAAUUUGAAGUGACCAAAACAGCAGUGUCCCACAGGCCUGGGGCCUUCAAGGCUGAGCUGUCCAAGCUGGUGAUCGUGGCCAAGGUGACACGCAGUGAGCUGUGACCAGGAGCCCCACUGAGGGCGGUUCUUCCUCAUCUCCACUGAAGGAGCCAGGCCCCAAGAGGGCCCAGUACUGGUUUUGGGGGGAGGGGGCUGUUGGUUUUCUGCCCUGGCUGAUGAUGCCCUGUCUGGAGGGGUUCACUGGGUGGCUGAGGGCCUGGAGCGGAGUCUGGGGGGCCAGGACCACGGUGGUGCUGAACCUCUCCCCUGGCUCCCACUUUCCCCGCCCCCACUGCUCCUCUUAGCAGAAGAGGCAUCAAGGCACAAGGUGGGGCAGACAGGAGUCACGGCUUUUCUAAAACCAGAGGCAUCUCCCCUGGGAUCAGGCCAGAACCCUGGAUGCUCCAGGGAGAGUCAUCCUGCUGCCCUCUGACCCCCAAGCCGAGCAUUAUCUUUUAAUUCCCCAGGGGACCAUCUUUCAGACUAACUGGGAAGAAAUGAAAUGUUUUCAUAUUUAAAUAAAUAAAACAAUUAAACAGAGA
Molecule: messenger RNA, 1050 nt
Organism: Phacochoerus africanus (Common warthog)
Lineage: Eukaryota; Metazoa; Chordata; Mammalia; Artiodactyla; Suidae
Gene: MYDGF
Product: myeloid derived growth factor
Exons: 6
Coding region: 47-571 (174 amino acids)
Biological process (GO): positive regulation of endothelial cell proliferation; positive regulation of angiogenesis
Source: RefSeq, a predicted model, not a curated record